Molecule: messenger RNA, 4761 nt
Organism: Cydia pomonella (codling moth)
Lineage: Eukaryota; Metazoa; Arthropoda; Insecta; Lepidoptera; Tortricidae
Exons: 2
Coding region: 732-1805 (357 amino acids)
Source: RefSeq, a predicted model, not a curated record
GACACCAUCAGCCAUAUUCAUUCUGCUCUCUUCUGUGUGUGAGGCAUGGAGCGCUUACGCUCGGUUCCAUCCGAUUUAGAAAAACUAGUCAACAAUUUUUUUAUAUCGUUUCAAGUCCGAUGGGGGUUUCCGGAUUAACGUAAUUUUAUCAUAAAUGUUAGAUGUUCAUGAACAUAUUUCACUGCAGACUAACUAAAGCCUGAUUUAAGAUAUCGCCGUAAAUAAGGCAUAUUUGGGGGCGCUAAUAUGUAGAGAAGAAAUAUUGUAGUUAUUGGAAUGUUAAUUGAAUCUAUCUAAUUUGUAUACGGAAAAUUUACCCAACGUUAUUUUGUAAUAAUGCAAAUAAAUGUAUGAUGAUAAACCGUUUUAAACCCACGGUUUAAAUUAUAGACGUUAGUUUUCAAGCUGGCCCUUACGGCUUACUCAUUGUCUAUUGUAAGUAAAACCGCACGUGCUACUUACCUGCAUAAAAAAAAAGGUUCGGUCACUGACCGAUUAUUAUAUUUCGUUCGUUUCAUUCUUCAGAUAUAACAUUUACCAGGUAGUCCUUUAAACCUACAGGCGACUUUUGCACGAUAUUAAGAGACAGUCAAUUGACUAUUGAACUGAUUUUUAGUUCAGUCAUUCGUUCCCCUACCCUUUCCGUUCGUUCCACCGUUAUAGUUGCUCAUUCUUUUUUCGUGCACGGCGACGAACGCACGCGCCACUUUAGCUCCUCGGUUACGACAAAAAUGUCGAAGCGCACAGCUAAAGAAAAGUUAAAUUAUUACCGUGAAAAAAUUAAAAGACUAGAGGAUCAUAAAAGACGAUACAGGAUAAUUUAUGAUUCGUCUUCAUCGGAAGAUGAAGAUGUUGUAAUGGAACAAAAUCCAGACGGUUCCGUACCGGCUCAUGAUCCUAUUAUACAGGAACCACAGUUAAACAUCGAAAAUCCCGUACCGGAACAUAAAAGUGAUGUACCGAUGCCAGAUCAUAAUAACGGGAUUCCUGCACCUGAAAAUCAGGCAGAUUUACCCUUGUCAUCAGCUCAACCCGAGCUCGAUCCGGACAUGCUGCUGGCUCUCGGGGAGUCGACCGAGGCUAGCCCCGAGUAUGGCGAAAAAAUCCACGACAAUUUAACGAAACUUUGGUUACCGUUACUCAAAAAAGGUAUGACGAAGGAAACCAAAGAUAAAAUACAAAAAGACUAUUUGGUUCCCGACAACUGUCGACUGUUACAGGCACCAAAAUUAAACGUGGAAAUUUCAGCAGCCGUACCCGAUAUGGUCCGGAACCGAGAUAAAAAUCUAGCCACAACGCAGCAACAACUCGGCCAUGGGAUCGCUGCCGUCAACAGGGCCAUGGAUAUACUAAUUAAAUGUGUCGAUGCCAACGGAAUCGAAGCUAUGAAACACCUCAGUAACGGCUGCCGCAUUCUGUGUGACCUCCAUGCGUCAUCUACUCAGAGUCGCAUAAAACUCAUCACUCCUAGUCUCGAUAAGACGUUCUUGCAAGUUAUUAAAGAUACAGAACCUGAUGAUACCCUAUUUGGCAAUAAAUUGGGCGAAAAAAUCAAGGCGGCUAAGACCAUUGAAAAACAAGGUCUUCAAAUCAAGAAAACGUCCCCAAAGAAACCCACGCCAGCACAGCCGUCGACAAGUCGAGCGUCAUACUCGGGAAACUGGUCAGCGCCCCCUCGUUACGCGUCGAACAGGGGGGGGCGGAGAGGUGCUCGCAGGCAGACGAAUUACACCCGUCGGACGUUUCCAGCUCCACAAGCGGCCAAGACAUCUCCCGCGACCAAGACACGUGCCCAUGCACCGUAACGCAGGUACAUGCCGGCCGAAUAAGUCAUUAUUAUAACUGUUGGCUAAAAAUAACAUCGAACGACAUGGUUUUGGACUGGGUCAGACAUGGCUACUCAAUCCCAUUUAACUCAGACGUAAAACAAACAUUUGUUCCGUCAAACACGCUUGAACAAAAUGAAGUCGCUGAUAUGAAAUUAGCUAUACAAAAGCUGUUAGAUUUAGGAGCCAUAUCUGAGUGCCCUAAGGUCAAAAACCAAUAUAUAUCUAAGAUUUUUCUUGCCCCAAAACCUAACGGAGGAAAGCGUUUUAUCCUAAAUUUAAGAGGUCUCAAUAAAUUUAUUACUCCCUGUCAUUUUAAGAUGGAGGAUUAUCGCACGGCCUCAAAACUCAUUCCUCAAAAUGGUUUUUUAGCCACAAUAGAUUUGACAGAAGCAUAUCUGCUUAUACCUAUAAAUAUAAAUGACAGAAAGUACUUGAGAUUUCAAUUUAAUAAUCUGACAUAUGAAUUUACAUCCAUGCCAUAUGGUUUAUCUGUAGCCCCUAGAGUAUUUACAAAGAUAAUGAAAGAAGUGAUGUCUAAUUUGAGAUCGCGAGGUCUCAAAUCUGUCAUUUAUUUGGACGACAUUCUGUGCAUAGGAGACUCUUUUCAAGAAUGUCUUAAUAAUGUUAAGGAAACCUUAAAGCUAUUGCAAUGUCUAGGAUUUGUUAUCAAUUACGACAAGAGUUCCUUACAUCCAGAACAGACUUGUAAAUUUUUAGGGUUUAACUUUUAUACCCAAAAUUUGACCAUUGCCUUACCCGAAGAUAAACGAAACAAAAUUGCACAAUUGGCUCGUAAAUUUCUAAGGCUCCCUAAAUGUACCAUUCGGGAGUUCUCACAACUCAUCGGAGUUUUAGUGUCAGCCUGUCCAGCUGUAAAAUAUGGUUGGGUUUAUACAAAAAACUUAGAAAGGCAAAAAUAUCUCGAGUUAUUAAAAAAUAACGAUAAUUUUGAAGCUAAAAUGAAACCUUCUAGUACCAUACUGGACGAUCUUAACUGGUGGUUAAAUAAUAUUAGUUCAUCAAAUAAUUACAUGAGAAAUCCUAAUUUUCAACUCGAAAUUUACAGUGACGCAUCCAACUCAGGUUGGGGUGCGGUUUGUGGGAAAAAUAAGAUUAAUGGCACGUGGAAAUCUUCAGAACGAGAUUCUCAUAUUAAUUAUUUAGAAUUACUGGCUGUCUACCUCGGAUUAAAGAGCUUUGCAAAAAAUAUUACUAAUUGUGCAAUUUUGUUGCGGGUUGAUAACACGACCGCUAUAAGUUAUAUAAAUCGCAUGGGGGGCAUACAGUUUCCACACCUAAACGAUUUGUCUCGUACAAUUUGGCAAUGGUGCGAGAAGCGAAAUAUAUUGAUCUUUGCAUCAUAUAUAAAUACAAAAGAAAAUAUUGCAGAUCCAGAGUCUAGAAAAAUAGUUAACCCUGACACCGAAUGGGAACUUACGGACAGAGCGUUUGAAUCUAUAGUACACCGGUUUGGUAAACCAACAAUAGACUUAUUUGCUUCUCGUUCCAAUGCAAAAUGCCAAAAUUUUGUGUCAUGGAAAUGCGACCCAGAUGCGAUAGCGGUCGACGCAUUUACAAUUAACUGGAGUAAAAAAUAUUUUUACGCCUUUCCCCCUUUUUCGUUAAUUUUAAAAUGCCUUAGAAAGAUCGUAGACGAUCAAGCAAAUGGAAUAUUAGUGUUUCCUUUUUGGCCAUCGCAACCGUGGUUCCCCCUAUUGCAGAGCCUUCUUAGUUCGGAGAUAAUGUUUCUCAACCCGAAUAAAAACUUGCUUCAUUCCCAUUACAGGGACUGCCAUCCCCUACACAAUGGGCUUACCCUGGGGGUCGCGAAGCUCUGCAACAGUCCUUCAGUCGAAGAGGCUCCCCACCAGAGGCUAUAACACUGAUGUUGGCAUCACUCUCCGACAAAACAAUACAACAAUACGAAGUUACAUAUAAGCUCUGGUGGCAAUUUUGCACCGUUAAUUCUAUUGAAAUUUUCAAUCCCCCAAAAUCGACAAUAUUGUCUUUUUUAACAGAACAAUUUAACAAAAAUUGUGCAUACGGCACACUGAAUAGUCACCGUUCAGCCUUAUCCUUGUUAUUGGGAGACAGUGUCGGUCCGGACGAUUGCGUGAAACGCCUUCUUAAAGGUGCGUACAAACAAAGACCGAACGGUCCCAAGUAUAACCAUACAUGGGACCCUCAGGUUGUUUUAAACCGUGUCUCUCACUGGUAUCCAAAUACAAGUAUAAGCCUGGAACUAUUGUCGAAAAAAUUAGUUACAUUACUGGCCAUAUGCACAGCGCAUAGGGUUCAAACAUUAUCGCUUAUAAAAAUUGAAAAUAUUGUUAUUACCACAAACGGUGUCAAAGUUGGAAUCACGGACAUAAUUAAAACAUCAGCUGUCGGGCGAGAGCAACCGGUCCUCUUCCUCCCAUAUUUUAAAGAUAAUGUUUCUAUAUGCCCUGCUACAACUCUCAGAGAUUAUAUUUUUGUAACAAAAAAUAAGAGAGUUGAUAGCAUAGGACGUUUGUUAUUGACAUACAAGACUCCACAUAGACCUGCAACUUCUCAAACCAUCAGCAGAUGGAUUAAAAAUGUUUUGUCGGAAAGUGGCAUCGACAUGACAGUGUUUAGCGCGCACAGCGUGCGCCACGCCGCCACGUCGGCCGCGAGCCGCGCCGGUGUUAGCGUCGACACUAUCCGCCGCACAGCAGGCUGGACCUCGGCGUCUACGUCGUUUGCGCGGUUCUAUAAUAGGCCACUAUCGGAUGAAGGACUCUUUGCGAGAUCUGUUUGCUUGCCGAAUACAAGUGACAAUCCUUAGAUAAUAAGAUUAUCGAUCAUAAGUAGAUGAUUUUUUGAUUAUAUGAACAAUUGUUAAUAUUAGAUGACUGACCAAUAAGGUCACGUCAAAGAAGAAAAGAAAUAUAUUGAUUUCGUGUCUAUA